CAAAUCCAAGCCAAAGGAUGGCGUCAAUAAUUCUCAUUAAAACAUUUAAAAUGACGUCAUAAAUCACAAAAUGAUAGUUUCAAAGAACUUUCCUUUAGGGGCAGAAUAGAAAAUUUUCCUUUUUUAUUUUGCCUUUCGUUAAUGCAAUCAUCUUCCACUUUAACAAGUAACGACUAGAGAAAAACCAGCAUUAACUGCAAAACUCUAUCAUUACACGAUUCUAAGGUUGUCUGAAUCUUUUGUUGCAGCUUGCACAAGCAUUUAAGGUUAGUUUCCAAUCUGGGUUUAGUUUGGUUGUCAUGAAAAUAUAGGAAAAUGAAAUAAAAAAACAGGAAUAAAGAAAAAGAAAGAGAAAAUUAUGCUUUAGAAUAGUUAAGAUCUCGUUAUCUUUGGUUGGUUUGCUUGAAUAUACUCAAAAAGUAGCUUACUUGACGAAAUUCGGAUGCUUGGUCUUCAUGGCUGUUUGUUUUUUUCUUGUUUUUUUGGAUUCUUUCUGACACUAGAGAAAGAUUCUAGAUUCAAUUUUCUAUAUGUUCUUAGCAAAACACAGAAAAAGGAAUGUUGGGUUUUUUGGGGGGCUAAUGUUAUAGUGGUUUAGCUUUGAAUUCUGAUAAAGGUUGUGCUAUUUAAAAGUUUCAAGUUUGUGCAAUGGAAGAUUUUACAAUGCUUUCCCAUGUUCUUUGUUUUUCCCCCUUCAAAAUACGAUGUAUAUUCAUUUUUGUAACUGUAAGUGUUGUAGAUCAGAUUAUAAUUUCUUGAUGUGCUCAAAAACUGUGGAGAAUUGAGAAAAUUUUACCUGUUUUGGAGGUUUGAACUCGAGGGGACUUUCCAUGAGAUCUUUAAGUUUUCCCCUUGACCUUUCAACUCUCAAGAAAAUUUGUUAUGUUUCUAAAAUUAGUAGGCAAAACACAUUUGGAAGUUUAAUUAAUGAUCCUGUCAAUAGAAUUGAACUCAGAAUGAUCUUUAGAUUUACCUGAGCUGAAUUUUUGACUAAAAUUUUUUAGCAUCCAGUUAUGUGGGAUUUUUAAAAAAAUUAAAUUAAGACCUUUACUACUUAAUCCUUCAUUCAGUUCUAUCUUAUUUUCUUUGAUAUGCUAGUGAUGGAUUAUCUCUGGCUUAUUAUCUAAUUCUAACAAAAUCUCUGGCGUCAUUGUUUCUUUUUAUUGAAUUAUAAGCCUAAAGCCGAAAUAAUUUAGGAGGUCAAUGAUGAUCGUAAUUAUACUCACAGAGAUAGAUUGACCUUUUCAUUUAUCUAUUUUUCUAUAGGAAUGUUUUAAUGGUUAAUUAAGAUAUGAUAAGGCAACAAUAUACUCUUUUUGAUGGGUUUAGAAGAUGAUGAUUCUUAUUUGAUGCUUUACAGUGCCCAGGCAGGGUUUCCAUCUGUUUAAGGCAUUCAAGCUGAACAACGGCUGGUCAUGACUUGUUUCUCAUUUUUAUUUUCGAGAAAGAAGGCACCUUUCUCAGAUGAAAACACAGUAGAAAUUGAUGAAGAGGUUUCAGGUAUUCAGAACACUACACUGUUUACUUACAGGGAGCUGAAAAUGGCAACCGAAAAUUUUCAUUAUUCCAAUAAAAUUGGAGAAGGAGGUUUCGGCGCUGUCUACAAGGGAACUUUCAGAGAUGGUACCAUGGCUGCUAUAAAGGUGCUGUCAGCUUACUCAAACCAAGGGGUGCGAGAGUUCUUGACAGAAAUAAAUGUGAUUGCAGAUAUAGAGCAUGAAAACCUGGUUAAGUUGUGUGGCUGUUGCGUGGAAGGAAACCACAGAAUUUUGGUCUACGGCUAUCUUGAGAAUAACAGCCUUGCACAAACGCUUCUUGGGGGAGGCCAUAGCAGUAUGCAGUUCAGCUGGCAAGCAAGACGUAACAUUUGCAUUGGUGUUGCAAAGGGGCUCACUUUUCUUCAUGAGGAAGUUCGACCUCAUAUUGUUCACAGAGACAUUAAAGCAAGCAAUAUCCUCCUUGACAAAAAUCUCAUGCCCAAAAUUUCAGAUUUUGGUCUGGCAAAGCUUUUCCCAGACAACUUGACUCACAUAACUACACGUGUUGCUGGAACAGCAGGUUAUCUGGCACCUGAGUAUGCUAUAAGAGGUCAGUUGACGAGAAAAGCAGAUAUUUACAGUUUUGGUGUUUUGCUAUUGGAAAUUGUUACUGGUAGAAGCAACACAAACAGGAAAUUACCUCUGUCAGAGCAAUAUCUUCUCGAAAGGGCAUGGAACAUGUAUGAGCAUGGACAACUAGUGGAAUUAGUUGAUACAUCAUUGAAUGGAGACUAUAACAAUGAAGAAGCUCAGAAGUUCCUAAAGAUUGCCUUACUCUGCACCCAAGACUUGCCAAAGCUCCGACCAUCCAUGUCUGAAGUGGUGAAGAUGCUAAUGGGUGAGGAAUCUAUGGAUGACCUGAAUAUAUCAAAACCUGGCCUGCUUUCGGAAUUCAUGAGUCUCAGAGGCGCAAAAGGCAAGCCUGACAUGACUUCUGAAGGCACAGGCGAAGGGGGGAAUUCAUCUUCGCCAUCAGGAAAUAUUACCACAUCAUAUGCUACAAUGACAUUCAAUUCGAUAUAUGACCGAAGCAAUUAGGUGUUGGCAGGAUUCAAGUUGGAAGCCAUACUAUUUAUCAGCUGAAAAACAAGUAAAUAGGAAAUCAACAAUGUUAUCAUAACUUUGAUAUAGUAUCUGCUUCGGGUCAAACUCAUGCGGCGAACAUUUGAUUCAUUUACAGCAUGUUUCAGUUCUUUUAGCAGAAACAAUAACUAUGGAUGAGAAAGUAAUUAUGUUAAUUU
Messenger RNA from Durio zibethinus, 2779 nucleotides. Its product is annotated as cold-responsive protein kinase 1-like. Gene Ontology annotation, biological process: protein phosphorylation. Lineage: Eukaryota; Viridiplantae; Streptophyta; Magnoliopsida; Malvales; Malvaceae. The record is from RefSeq and is a predicted model, not a curated record. Gene Ontology annotation, molecular function: protein kinase activity; ATP binding.